This is a messenger RNA of Medicago truncatula (barrel medic), 2174 nucleotides long. Its product is annotated as probable indole-3-acetic acid-amido synthetase GH3.6. The transcript is spliced from 3 exons. Lineage: Eukaryota; Viridiplantae; Streptophyta; Magnoliopsida; Fabales; Fabaceae. Gene Ontology annotation, molecular function: acid-amino acid ligase activity. The record is from RefSeq and is a predicted model, not a curated record. Gene Ontology annotation, cellular component: cytoplasm. Bases 193 to 1935 code for a protein of 580 amino acids.
UUUACUCAUUGGCAGCCGGCAGGGUUACAAACAACCAAGAGUUGAUAAUCCCAAAAGGCAAAGAAUCUUUCUUGAUGAUACCACCAACAAAGAGUUUAUGUUGUGAUCUUGAAAGUGAAACACAUAUAUAGUACAACAAUCAAACAAACAGAACAACAAUAUUAACUAGAACUGUUCUAUAUAUCCUAUCCAAUGAUGACAGACGAUGAACUUAUGCAGAAGCUAGAAGAGUUGACAAUGGAUGCAAAACAUCACCAGUUGGAAACUCUUCGAUCAAUCCUUCAACAUAAUGGUUCUGUUAGAUAUCUUCAAUCUUUGAAUAAUAACAAAAGUGUUGAUCCUGCUACUUUCACAAGUCUUGUUCCUUUGUCUUCCUAUGAUGAUUACGUUGACUUUAUCCACCAGAUGGCUGAUGGAGAACAUGAUGAUCAUCAUGAUCUUCUCUCUGUUGAUCCUCUUCUCUGCUUCUUUUAUAGCUCAGGAACAACCUCCAUGAAACCAAAACUGAUCCCUUACUUUGAUUCAAGCCUUUCAAAAGCUGCCUCCUUUCUUGGUCACCGAGGCUGUAUCGCUGUUCUUCAUAGGAUGUUUCCUCCAAGGCCAAAUGUAAACAAGAUCCUAUGGUUUCUCUAUGCUGACAAAAUUACUACUACAACUAAACGUGGCUUAAAGGUUAUGGCAGCCUCUUCAUACUCUUUACAAAGUGGUAAGGUAACUCCUCAACAACUUGCAUUGUUCUCUAGUCCCCUCGAAGUUAUUAUUGGAUCUAAUGUGGAACAACAAAUGUAUUGCCACCUUCUCUGUGGCCUUAGGAAUCUUGAUGUUAUAGAUGGAAUUAGUACUCCUUAUGCCAUAGGUUUGAUUAAAGCAUUUAGUUUUUUGGAGUCCAAAUGGGAGCAGCUAUGUGUUGAUCUUGAUUGUGGAUUUCCAAGUCAUGAAAUUUCAGAUGAGAAAAUGAGAGAAGCUGUAAUCAACACUAUUGGUGGUCCUCAACAUGAAUUGUCAAAUAGAAUAAGAUUAGUUUGUGAAGGUAAGAAUUGGGGUGGGAUUGUACAUAGAUUGUUUCCAAAUGUUCGGUUUAUCAAAUGCGUUACAACAGGAAGCAUGAAGCAGUACUAUCAAAAACUUAAGUUUUAUGCCGGAGAUGUACCGAUUGUAGGAGGAGAUUACUUUGCUUCUGAGUGUUGUGUAGGUUUAAAUUUAGAAAUAACACAACCGCCCGAGACAACACGGUUCGUACUACUUCCUACUUUUGCCUACUUUGAGUUUCUUCCAUUUGAGAUGAAUGAGAAUGAUGAGGAUGUUAUCGGUGAGCAAACAGUGGACCUUUGCGGUGUUGAGGUUGGAAAGAUGUAUGAAGUGGUUGUUACUACUUACCGCGGAUUUUAUCGAUACAAACUGGGCGAUAUAGUUAGAGUUGUUGGUUUCCACAAUUCAUCACCUCAAGUUGAAUUUGUGAUGAGAGCACCUAAGUCUUCAGCUGAGAUUCUCAAUGAGAAAGACUUGAUUUCAGCAGUUGAAAAUUUCCAACUUGCACUUAGAGGUGCUAUGGGAAUCGAUUCGAUUGAGAUUGUUGAGUUUGCAAGUUUCUUAUAUCAGGAACCGGCGUCAAAGCAGUUGAAGGUAUUUAUAGAAGUAGAAGAAGUUCAAGAUGAGUCUAAUAACUUGGAGGAAUGGGUUAAAGUGUUUAAAAGUUGUAUUUCCUCUCUUGAGAAUGGUUUAGGAGCAUUGUACAAGGUGCAGAGAGAAAAAGGUCAUAUAGGGAACUUAAUGAUAAUUAUCCUAAGGCAAGGAGCUUUUGAUCAGUUAUCAGAUUUGGCUCUUAGGAAUGGAACACCAGCUAGUCAAUAUAAACCACCUAAGAUUAUAAGGAAUCAUGAAGUUGUCAAAUUCUUGGAAAAGUUUGCUUUUGUUACAAUAUCAAUGGAUGAUUAAGAAUGUAAAGUGAAUGGAGUGAAUAUCUAUUACUACCUCAAUUUCAAUCUGAUCACAUUCUUAAACAUGAUAUGUACAAGGUGUGCUUAGUUGCUCUUUAGAACAAUAACAAUAUCUUGUAAUUGAAAGAUUAAUUGUUCAUCAAGACUUGAUUGUGUAUUUAUAGAGUAGAGGUUACUCAACCUUAGCAUGGAGGAAGGUUUUUAAAUACUCUAAUAAAAUACAGUUAGGGGAAAAAA